AUGAACUCUUCCAGUCUACCGCUUGUACGUGCACCCCCCGAUGCUCUACGCUACGGUUUCUACAGCGCCAGUGAAGAUGUGAGACCGCUGCAUGAGGUGGAGCGUCUGCAGACUACGUACCGCCAGUCCAACUGGAAUCUCAAGAUGGCGACGGUCGAACAAAUCUACGGCAAGGCGGCGGCCAUGCGUCUGCGUACAGAAAAGUCGGUGCUUGAGCAGUUUACGCGUCUUCCGGGGCUACCGAGCUCACAUGCCGGUCUGGACACGCUUAUGGGCACAGAUGAACAGAUUGAGUUUACGGACUUUCUAAACGACCCUAAUGAACAUCCUGAAAACACGUUCCGCGUCCACGAGGCCAUGGAAGUGAAGCUCUCUAUUUUCUAA
Molecule: messenger RNA, 384 nt
Organism: Peronospora belbahrii
Lineage: Eukaryota; Oomycota; Peronosporomycetes; Peronosporales; Peronosporaceae
Source: the annotation of a GenBank genome assembly